Messenger RNA from Rhinichthys klamathensis goyatoka, 523 nucleotides. It is a transcript of the gene cdkn2, whose product is annotated as cyclin-dependent kinase inhibitor 2A/B (p15, inhibits CDK4). The record is from RefSeq and is a predicted model, not a curated record. NCBI's taxonomy places the organism in Eukaryota, Metazoa, Chordata, Actinopteri, Cypriniformes, Leuciscidae. Gene Ontology annotation, biological process: negative regulation of cell population proliferation; regulation of cyclin-dependent protein serine/threonine kinase activity. The transcript has 2 exons. Bases 126 to 509 code for a protein of 127 amino acids. Gene Ontology annotation, molecular function: cyclin-dependent protein serine/threonine kinase inhibitor activity; protein kinase binding. Gene Ontology annotation, cellular component: nucleus.
AACUCAUUUACGCAGCGCAGUGGAACAUUUUAUGUCUGUGACAGGGAAGAUUGAAAUGCAGUGAUUAUUUUCGCAUAUUGUCCUCAUUGCUUUUACCUGUCAGAGUGAAAUUCUUCAUUGGACUGAUGAUGAGGAUGCAUGCCGAGGAUGAACUGACCAAAGCAGCCGCCACUGGAAACACUUGCCGUGUUCAGUUUUUACUUUCUAACAGAGUGAAUGUCAACAACGUUAAUAAAUUCGGAAGAACGCCUAUACAGGUGAUGAUGAUGGGUAACACACCAUUGGCUCACCUGCUGCUGAAAUAUGGAGCGGAUCCUAAUCUGCCUGAUCCCGGGACAGGAAGCACUCCUCUGCACGAUGCUGCCAGAGCCGGAUUCAUGGACACUGUGCGGCUUUUAAUCCUUUUUAACGCUGAUCCCAAUGCAACAGAUCACUGCAAUUUACGACCUGUGGAUGUGGCACGGCAGGCUGACCAUGUGGACGUGGUUGAAUUUCUUAGUCGUUUUUAAAAGCUAAAGUUUUU